This is a messenger RNA of Rattus norvegicus (Norway rat), 2912 nucleotides long. It is a transcript of the gene Frmd8, whose product is annotated as FERM domain containing 8. The record is from RefSeq and is a predicted model, not a curated record. Gene Ontology annotation, cellular component: plasma membrane; cytosol. Gene Ontology annotation, biological process: positive regulation of tumor necrosis factor production. Lineage: Eukaryota; Metazoa; Chordata; Mammalia; Rodentia; Muridae.
GCUCCUUCAGUCGGGGAGGCGGGGCCUCGGGUUUGUGCUUCCUCCCGCGGCAGCGUCCGCGGCGCAACGCAAGCAAGUCGACCCUCAGCGGGACCUGAGACCCCGCCGGCGGGCGUAGUGGUGGGUCCAGAACUGGAGGCCUAGUCGGGUGGCAUUCUGGAGUGAGGCAGCGGACUCUGCGACCCUGGGAGAUGGAGGGGGCAGAAGGCAACGCGGGGCAGCCUGGCCCUGCGGAGCGGUCCCACCGAAGUAGCGUCUCCUCGGUGGGUGCCCGAGCUGAUGUACUGGUGUACCUGGCUGAUGACACAGUAGUGCCCCUGGCUGUGGAGAACCUGUCCUCGAUCAGUGCCCAUGAGCUGCACCGUGCAGUCCGUGAAGUCCUGCAGCUCCCAGACAUGGCCCUGGAGGCCUUUGCACUCUGGCUUGUCUCUCCUCUGCUGGAGGUACAGUUGAAACCCAAGCACCAGCCCUACAAACUGGGCCGCCAGUGGCCAGAGCUGCUGCUGCGGUUCACCGAUGCCUCGGACGAUGACAUAGCCAUGGAUGAGCCUUCCCUUCAGUUCCGAAGGAAUGUGUUUUUCCCAAAGCGCCGAGAGCUCCAGGUCCAUGAUGAGGAGGUCUUGCGGCUGCUCUAUGAGGAAGCCAAGGGCAAUGUGCUGACCGCUCGGUACCCUUGUGACUUGGAGGACUGUGAGGUGCUGGGUGGCCUCGUGUGCCGGGUGCAGCUUGGGCCCUACCAGCCUGGCCAGCCUGCUGCCUGUACGGUGAGAGAGAAGUUGGACUCCUUCCUCCCUGCCCACCUCUGCAAGCGAGGCCAUGGCCUCUUUGCUGCCUUCCGGGGCCGUGGAGCCAAGACUGGGCCAUGUGAGCAAGGCCUGCUGAAUGCCUACCGCCAGGUAAAGGAAAUGGCAGGCGGUGACAGUGAGCGUGAGACCACCUUGGGCUCCCACUAUCGCGCAUAUCUCCUCAAGUGCCAUGAGCUGCCCUUCUACGGGUGUGCCUUCUUCCAUGGCGAGGUUGACAAGCCAACCCAGGGCUUCUUGCAUCGGGGUGGGCGCAAACCAGUGACCGUGGCCAUCAGUCUGGAGGGUGUGCAUGUCAUCGACAACAGGGAGAAGCAUGUGCUGCUGGGUCUACGCUUUCAGGAGCUGUCAUGGGAUCACACUUCCCCUGAGGAGGAGGAGCCUGUCCUGUGGCUGGAGUUUGAUGGUGACAGUGAGGGCACACCUGUCAACAAGCUACUGAGGAUCUACUCCAAGCAGGCUGAGCUGAUGAGUGUUCUCAUUGAGUAUUGCAUUGAGCUGAGCCAGGCCGCUGAGCCUGCUCUCCCCCAGGAGAGUGCAUCCGGCCCUCAGGAAGCUCCCAGCCCCUCUUCAGCUCCCACUCAGCGCCCCAAGCUGCGAAGGCAGGGUAGCGUGGUGUGUAGCCGGAUUCAGCAUCUCUCCACCAUCGACUACGUGGAAGACGGCAGCGGGAUCAAGCGGGUGAAGCCGAAGCGAACCACCUCCUUCUUCAGCCGACAGCUCUCCUCCAGCCACGGAAGCUACACCGUGGUACAGCCCAACGACAACAGCCCGGAGCAGGGCUGAGAGAGGCCACAGCUGGCAGCAGGAUGACAUCUGGGUGCCGUGGACAUGACCAGGCACAGUCCUAGGCAGGACCAAGCUACACUAGUCUCAGGCUGUGGGCCUGGGCGGGUGCUAGGCAGGGUCUGCUGGAGUUUCAGACCGUGGAAAAGUGACACGCAAACCUUCCGUGAGUCUGGCGUGGGCAGAGCUGCCCUGCAGCCCUUUCUACCCUCUUUCCUGAACUCCAGGCCCAGCAGCCCCUUCUGCUCCUCCCCAAGUGGACUGUGUCUCUCUGGAGGGACUGCUGGCAGUUCCGAUGUAGGUAACUGAAAUCAAGUUCAGUGCUUGCUUCUGGUCAUGGGUCCUUGGUGACUUCUCUUGCAUUCCUUCUGCUGACAUUCCACCAUGCUGCCCAGCCAGGCUUCCACCCUUUCUCCUAAGGUAUGCUGGAACUGGAGGGUGCCUCUGCAGGCCAACAUAAGCUCAUGGCUGGCUUCUUGUUGGCCUUUACUGAUGUCUCUGCUGAAUGGUAGCUGUCCUAGGAACUGGAUCCACACUGCACACAGGAAGCCCUUACAUGUCCCUGGGCUGGCAUGGCUGUCCCAUUCCGGCCAGCUCCCUUGUUUUCCUGUGAUCUGGGUCUCAGGGUUAAAUUUUGCCUUGUUUCCUCUGCUCUGAGCUGAUAAAGCCUAGGACCUGGCAACUCAGAAUUACACUACACUGUGGAUUCCCUGAGGCCAGCCACAGAGGCUCAAGCCACCUCUGGUCUCCUAAUGACACUGUACAGGAGGCCUAUCCCAGCUCUGCACCCCGGGUAUCCUUGAUUGCUCCUGAGAGGGGCUGGUCCAGGGAAGGGUGUUUUCCAGGCCCUUAAGCCCUUGGUACUCCCUGGGAAUCCCCACAGAGCCCAGAGAACAGCUGUGUCUUCUCAGUGGAAAGUCCCAGAAAUGCAAACCCCUACAUUUCUGUAAUGAAAGCAGUUUGCCUGCCCAGUGAACUCCAGAAGUCUUAGCAGCAGAGAGAAAAGGCUGGCCUCGCCUAUCCUGUCGCCUAUCCUGUUGCAAUGUCUGUAAGAUGAUGUCACCUGCCACUUGUAGUUAACCCUUUUGGAGUCACGUGUGUUCCCUGAGCUACCAGCCCACUCUCGGCCACCUUCUGGUCAUUUUGACUGCUGUUGAUGGCUUUAGGUCAUUAUGUGAGAGGCACAGAUGUGUGUGUGGAAGCACAAACUCUGGAUUUCCACUUGUGCCUUAACCCUCUAGGACAGAGCACUGUUUUACUAACUGUCUUGAGUGUUCUCAGUCUUUCCUAUCAUCGGACUUAAUAAAAUCCUCACCUAGCACA